Molecule: messenger RNA, 627 nt
Organism: Arvicola amphibius (Eurasian water vole)
Lineage: Eukaryota; Metazoa; Chordata; Mammalia; Rodentia; Cricetidae
Product: ras-related protein Rab-7a-like
Biological process (GO): endosome to lysosome transport; phagosome-lysosome fusion
Cellular component (GO): late endosome; lysosome; phagocytic vesicle
Molecular function (GO): GTPase activity; GTP binding
Source: RefSeq, a predicted model, not a curated record
AUGACCUCUAGGAAGAAAGUGCUGCUGAAGGUCAUCAUCCUGGGAGAUUCUGGUGUUGGAAAGAUAUGGCGCAUGAACCAGUAUGUGAAUAAGAAGUUCGGUGACCAGUACAAAGCCACAAUAGGAGCAGACUUUCUGACCAAGGCAGUGAUGAUGGUGGUUGACAGACUUGUCACCAUGCAGAUCUGCGACACAGCUGGUCAAGAGUGGUUCCAGUCUCGUGGUGUGGCCUUCUGCAGAGGGGCAGAUUGCUGUAUUCUGGUGUUUGAUGUGAUUGCCCCUAAUACAUUCAAAACCCUUGACAGCUGGAGAGACGAGUUUCUUAUCCAGACCAGCCCCCGGGAUCCUGAGAACUUCCCUUUAGUUGUGCUGGGAAACAAGACUGACCUUGAAAACAGACAAGUGGCCACAAAGAGGGCACAGGUUUGGUGCUACAGCAAAAACAAUAUUCCCUACUUUGAGAGCAGUGCCAAGCAGGCCAUCAAUGUGGAGCAGGCCUUCCAGACAAUUGCUCGGAAUGCCCUUGAACAGGAAACAGAAGUGGAGUUAUACAAUGAAUUCCCUGAACCCAUCAAACUGGACAAGAAUGACUGGGCCAAGGCCUCCGCAGAGAGCUGCAGCUGUUGA